Scophthalmus maximus (turbot) is the source of this 2178-nucleotide messenger RNA. Its product is annotated as E3 ubiquitin-protein ligase TRIM39-like. Bases 160 to 1806 code for a protein of 548 amino acids. Gene Ontology annotation, molecular function: zinc ion binding; protein binding. The transcript is spliced from 8 exons. The record is from RefSeq and is a predicted model, not a curated record. Lineage: Eukaryota; Metazoa; Chordata; Actinopteri; Pleuronectiformes; Scophthalmidae.
ACUGCAGUUAUCUGUCACACUCACAGGCUCAGGACACGUCAGGUGACUGAGCAGCAGGUUAUGGGUUAUGUUUUAUGAUCAGGUAAAGUUACAGUGAAGUGGACAGACCGAGACACAGCCGCAGGAGAGUUGCUGAGGACGUGGAGAAUAAAACUGAACAUGGCCUCCUCAGGUAACAUGCUACCAGAGAAACAGUUCCAGUGCAGCGUCUGUCAGCAGGUGUUCACCGACCCGGUCACCACGCCCUGCGGACACAACUUCUGCCAGGCCUGCCUCCGGGCGCUGUGGGACGGGGGGGACGGGGGGGACGACGUGUGCCGCUGUCCCGCCUGCGACAGGACGUUCACGCCUCGGCCCGAGGUCAGCGUCAACGCGGCCUUCAAAGAGCUGGCGGACACGUUCAGACGGAGGGCGGUGGUCUGCUCGUCCGCGGCCCAGCCGGGCGAGGUGGUGUGCGACGUCUGCGCCGCCGCCGGCUUGCAGGUGAAGGCGCUGAAGUCCUGUCUGGCGUGUCUGACGUCGUACUGCGGCGUCCACCUGGAGCCGCACCGCGGAGUCUCCGCCCUGAAGCUGCACAAGCUGAUCGAGCCGGCGGGGAACCUGCAGGACCGGAUGUGCAGGAAGCACGAGCGGCUGCUGGAGAUGUUCUGCCGCGACGAGAACAAGUGUGUGUGUAGCUUCUGCACCGAGACGGCGCACAAAGGUCACCGGGUCGUGACCGUCGAGCAGGAGAGCGAGGAGAGGAAGGUCCAAAUGAAGACGACCGAGGCAGAUUUCCAGCAGAUGAUCCAGGAGCGUCUGAAGAAGGUGGAGGAGAUCCGGAGCUGUUUGAAGCUCAGCGCCGCGAGUGCCGAGCGGGAGAAGAAGGAGAGCGAGCGCCUCUUCACGUCUCUGAUUCGCUCGGCGGAAGGCCGACGGGCCGAGGCGCUGACGGAGGUGGAGGAGCAGCAGCAGGCGGCGGCGAGGCGGGCGGACGAGCUGGUGGACGAGCUGCAGCAGGAAGUGGCCGUGCUGCGGAGGAGGAACGCCGAGCUGCAGGAGCUGGAGAACACCGACGACCACCUGCACCUCCUACAGACGCUGCCGUCUCUCACGGCGCCGCCGCCCUCCAGACAAUGGGCGGAGCUCGGCGUCCACCCCGAGCUCUGCGUGGGGACACUGAGGCGAGCGCUGUCCGACGUGGACGCCGGCCUGAAGACGGAGCUGGACGGCCUGAAGAGAGAAGAGAUGAAGAGGAUGCAGAAAUAUGCAGUGGACGUGGUGUUGGACCAGGACACCGCCCAUCCCAACAUCGUCCUGUCAGCGGACGGGAAGCAGGCGGGCCGCGGCGAGCUGCUGCACCUCGUCCCCGACAACCCCCAACGCUUCGACCCCGUCAUCUGCGUUCUGGCCAGCAGAGGCUUCCUGUCCGGGAGAUUCUACUUCCAGGUUGCCGUGGGGACAAAGACUUUCUGGGACCUGGGCGUGGUCAAAGAGUCUGUCAACAGGAAGGGGAUGAUCACCUCCAAGCCGGAGAACGGCUUCUGGACGGUGCGGAUGAGGAACGGGGACGAGUACCGGGCCCUGGACUCGCCCUCGGUGCGUCUGUCGCUCGGGCAGAAGCCCCGGACCGUCGGGGUGUUUGUGGACUACGAGGACGGGACGGUGUCGUUCUUCGACGUGGGAAACGGGUCGCACAUGUACAGCUUCACCGGCUGCCCGUUCUCCGAGAGGAUCUUCCCCUUCUUCAGCCCCGGCGUGUGUGACGAGGGGAGGAACAAGGCGCCGCUGGUGAUCGCUGCCGUCAAUCCCGAGGGUUCCACCUGAGGCUGAUCCACUGUCUAACGGUUCAGGCUGCAAACGUAUUUCCAUAGAAAGUAAUUUCAACUUUCCAACUCAUAUGAAUCAAACAUUUGCAACAUGAUUAUUAUUAAAAUGCAGGGUUCUGUUGGGCUACGGACUCUGACGUGUUUGCCACAGACUGACUUUACAGCGAGUGCACGUCUCGCCAUGUUGACGAAAUUCCUGUUCGCUGUCUUGUCCAGAUCCAAGUUCCCUUUUGUUUCCCGUGGGUCACGGGUCAGUCAGACAAACGUCGAGGAAAACUCUCCCUCCUUGGCAAAGGAGGAAACUGUGCUAUUGAUUUUCUAAAUCUUUGUUUCUGUGGUGAUCAGAUUCUGAAAUAAAGUUUCAAUGGUU